AAAUCUAGUAAAAAGUGAAAGGCCAACAUGGCCGGUGCCAUCGUCACUGGAUCUUUUUUCCUUUACUAACGACCUUGCCUGCCCCAAGCUCUUAAAAAUCUUUUCCUUUGCUUUCUUUUACUUCCAAGCGUCAGCCAAAAAAAAUACUUCUCUCUUCUUCUCAAUCUCCUCUUUUGAUCUUCCUCCCUUCACCAUCAUAAUUCAUUCAUUUUCUCUCUCAAUUUGCAAAUCUCAAAAAGUCUAAAAGAUAAUGAGAUAAAGUUGGAGAGAGAAACACUCACCCAAUACAUAUCACUGCAAUAAUUCACUUUUUCUUUUCCACUAUCUUUUAAUUUGCCACUUCCACUUAUCUCUUUCCCUUCUCUUCUUCACGUAGAGAGAUCUCUCUCUCUCAAGUAAGUUUUGUGCAACUUCCAGACUGCUGAAGGUUGGAUUCUCAAGUUGAGCUAUACUGUUUUUGGUUAAGAAGACAGAUAUAAAGAAGAAUUCUGAGAAAUGUCUAGCUCUGUAAAACUUCUGGAUCCUGCAUUUCAAGGAGUGGGUCAGAAACCUGGGACUGAAAUCUGGCGUAUUGAGAAUUUUCAACCAGUUCCGUUGCCAAAGUCUGACUAUGGAAAAUUCUACAUGGGGGAUUCUUACAUUGUCUUACAGACAACACCUAGCAAGGGUGGUUCAUAUCUGUAUGAUAUACACUUCUGGAUUGGGAAAGAUACAAGUCAGGAUGAGGCUGGAACAGCAGCUAUCAAAACUGUUGAGCUAGAUGCAGUACUAGGUGGCCGUGCUGUGCAGCACAGGGAACUUCAAGGCCAUGAAUCUGAUAAAUUUUUGUCUUACUUUAAACCAUGCAUUAUACCAUUGGAGGGUGGUAUUGCUUCUGGAUUUAAAAAACCAGAAGAAGAAGAGUUUGAAACACGGUUGUAUGUCUGCAGAGGAAAGAGAGUUGUUAGAUUGAAGCAGAUUCCUUUUGCUCGGUCUUCACUGAAUCAUGAUGAUGUAUUUAUCCUGGACACUCAGAAUAAGAUUUAUCAGUUCAAUGGUGCAAACUCAAAUAUUCAGGAAAGGGCGAAGGCAUUAGAAGUUAUUCAGUUUUUAAAGGAAAAGUAUCAUGAUGGAACAUGUAAUGUUGCAAUUGUUGAUGAUGGGAAAUUGGACACUGAGUCCGACUCUGGUGAGUUCUGGGUCCUCUUUGGUGGUUUUGCUCCAAUAGGCAAGAAGGUUACCAGUGAAGAUGAUGUUAUCCCUGAGACUAUUCCUGCUAAACUUUAUAGGAUUAAGAAUGUUCUUAUGGUCACCAUUAUUAAGGCUAAUAUAGAUGAACUGAACUUUCUUUGCAUAACUGAGCUGAGGAUUUUACUGCUGGUGAGAGUAGAUCAAAAAACACGCAUAACCGUGUCAUCCAAGAGGAAAGUAGCCGCUUUCCUGAAGCAACAAGGAGUUGGUGUCAAGGGGAUGAGCAAAAGUGCUCCUGUUAAUGAAGAAGUUCCUCCUUUGCUUGAAGGCGGUGGAAAGAUGGAGGUAUGGUGCAUCAAUGGCAGUGCCAAGACACCAUUGCCAAAAGAGGAUAUUGGUAAAUUCUAUAGUGGAGACUGCUACAUUGUUCUUUAUACCUACCACUCAGGUGACAGGAAAGAAGAUUACUUUCUAUGCUGUUGGAUUGGAAAGGAUAGCAUUGAGGAGGACCGAAAGAUGGCUGCUCGGUUGGCUAAUACAAUGUUUAACUCACUUAAGGGGAGGCCUGUUCAGGGUCGAGUGUUUGAAGGUAAAGAGCCACCCCAGUUCAUUGCACUUUUUCAACCUAUGGUGGUCCUUAAGGGUGGUCUAAGCACUGGUUACAAAAAGAAUAUAGCAGACAAAGGCUUGACAGAUGAAUCCUACACGGCAGAUUGUGUUGCUCUAUUUCGUAUAUCAGGAACCUCCAUUCACAAUAAUAAAGCAUUGCAAGUUGAUGCGGCGGCAACAUCAUUGAACUCGAAUGAGUGCUUCCUCCUGCAAUCUGGAUCUUCAAUUUUCACUUGGCAUGGAAACCAAAGCACCUAUGAACAGCAGCAAUUAGCUGCAAAAGUUGCUGAAUUUUUUAAGCCUGGAGUUGCUCUUAAACAUGCUAGAGAAGGAACAGAGACCUCUACAUUCUGGUUUGGACUUGGGGAGAAACAAAGUUAUACCAGCAAAAAAGCAUCUUUUGAGACUGUCAGGGAUCCCCACUUGUUCACUUUCUCUCUUAGUAAAGGAAAGUUUGAGGUUGAGGAAGUAUACAAUUUCUCUCAGGACGAUCUCUUGACAGAAGAUGUUUUGAUACUUGACACACAUGCUGAAGUGUUUGUUUGGGUUGGUCAGUCUGUAGACACCAAAGAAAAGCAAAAUGUUUUUGGAAUUGGCCAGAAAUACAUAGACAUGGCUGCAUGUCUAGAGGGUUUGUCUCCAAAUGUUCCACUUUACAGAGUUACUGAAGGAAUGAACCCUGCUUCUUCACACAUUCUUUCAUGGGAUUUCACCCGAGCUACUGUGCAAGGGAACUCAUUCCAGAAGAAGGUGGCAUUGCUCUUUGGGGCUAGCCAUGCUGUGGAGUCCAAUGGGAACCAAGGGGUUCCCACUCAAAGGGCUUCAGCUUUAGCUGCCUUGUCUUCUGCUUUAGCUGCCUUGUCUUCUGCAUGCAAUCCAUCUUCUGCCAAAUCAACCCUUUCAGAUCGAUCCAAUGGAAAUCAAGGCGGACCUACACAAAGAGCUUCAGCUUUAGCUGCCUUAUCAUCUGCAUUCAAUACAUCAUCAGGAAGCAAGACCUCAACUCCAAAGCCUUCCAGCACUAGUCAGGGAUCACAAAGAGCUGCAGCUGUAGCUGCUCUUUGCUCAGUUCUUACUGCCGAAAAGAAGAAACAAUCACCUGAUGCAUCACCUACAAAAUCCACUAGCAGCACUCCUGCAAUGACCAGCCCACCGGCUGAAGCAAAGAGUGAUGUUGACCCUUCUGAAGCAGAGGAUUCUCGGGAGGUUGCUGAAGCCCAUGAGACUGAUAUAGUCUCUGAAACAAAUGGAGAGGAUGAGAUACAGCAGUAUGAGAAUGGGAGUGGAAGCACUCAAAGUACAUUCCGUUAUGAGCAACUGAAGGCCAAAUCUGAAAAUCCUGUGACUGGAAUUGAUUUCAAACGGAGGGAGGCUUAUUUGUCUGAUGAGGAGUUCCGGACUGUAUUCAGGAUGGCAAAAGAAGCAUUUUAUAAAUUGCCAAAGUGGAAGCAAGACAUGCUAAAGAAGAAAGCUGAUCUAUUCUAGAGCAUGAACCCAUUUAAACGAGUAAUUUAUGUGCUUCCUCUGCAGCUUUUAUUCUAAAAAUCAAUCCCUCAUUUAAUUCGAUCUUCACUUCUGCCUGAAAAUUGCCUGGAUUGCCCUGUCUUAGUUCUUUUUCAUUUGCCUUUUUGAUGAAUGUGGCUGCGGUUAGUAUCCGGAUUGAUUGUGAUGUUGCCUGAAAGGGUGAUUUUUUAUUUUUUUUGUUCCCCCUCUCCUCUUAGCCUCACUGCCUUUAUAAUGAUCACAUAUUGUAGUUAAGGACAAGUGGCAGGUCAACAUUCUUUUUAUUUGGUUGGCAUGUAUUUAAUCUUUGUAGUUAUUCAUCUUUGAUCUUUUGUCCAUGUUUUAAUUUGUUAAAGGAGGAGGUGGUGUAUAUGAUUUGCAUUUGUAUUGAACUCCAAUAUAAGUAAUGAAAAUUCAUGGUUUGAGAAGUUAUGUUUUCAUGUUG
Molecule: messenger RNA, 3727 nt
Organism: Durio zibethinus
Lineage: Eukaryota; Viridiplantae; Streptophyta; Magnoliopsida; Malvales; Malvaceae
Source: RefSeq, a predicted model, not a curated record